Messenger RNA from Physcomitrium patens, 1796 nucleotides. RefSeq names its product putative prolyl 4-hydroxylase 10. Gene Ontology annotation, molecular function: procollagen-proline 4-dioxygenase activity; iron ion binding; L-ascorbic acid binding. Gene Ontology annotation, cellular component: endoplasmic reticulum. Gene Ontology annotation, biological process: peptidyl-proline hydroxylation to 4-hydroxy-L-proline. The record is from RefSeq and is a predicted model, not a curated record. Lineage: Eukaryota; Viridiplantae; Streptophyta; Bryopsida; Funariales; Funariaceae.
GCAAACCAAACCAAAGCCAUGAGCAGAAGAAGACGAAAAAGAGCAGCAGUUGGAGUUGGAGUAGGCCAGAUCGAUGCUCCUCCUCCUCCCAUGAUGAUAGAUGACGAAGAUUAUGCUGUUGUUGUCGAUGUUGUUGCUCGCUGAUCAUCAACACGAAGUUGCCGUUGCAGCUGCUCUUGCUCUUCACCGUCGACUCGGCAGAGGGGCACAGCUCAGCUGGUAAUUUAUUAUUAGUGCCCAUGGGUGGGAUGGAUGUGAGUGACAUCGGCGCUUCUACCGACAGUGUGAAACCCCAGCGAGGCUGUGCCUUGCCUUGCCUUGGCUUGUGUGCAUUGCCUCUCCCCUCCAGUCGUAAUUGAGACGUACUAUUAAACACGUAGGCGGUAGUUUUUGGUGGGUUGGUGUUUGUGUGAGGGGGGAACAGAGGAGAGGGCGGGGGCAAGGGCUGUGGCAGCUAUGGCGAGGUUGAGUAGGGGGCAAAGGACUGGAGUUGGCACGAUGGCAUUGCUGGUGUUCGCGUUUUUGUCUUUGAUAGUCAUGGUCAUGUUGCUUCUGGACGUGGUAGCAAUGCCAUCGGGACGUCGAGGCUCGAUUGACGAGGGAGCCGAAGUGGAAUUGAAGCUGCCUACCCACAGGCAUGUGGAUGAAAAUCCACUGGCACCUUGGGUUGAGGUCCUUUCCUGGGAGCCCAGAGCUUUUCUGUAUCACCACUUUCUGACACAAGUGGAAUGCAACCAUCUUAUUGAGGUGGCCAAGCCUAGCCUGGUGAAGUCAACAGUUAUAGAUAGUGCUACGGGAAAAAGCAAAGACAGCAGGGUUCGCACAAGUUCAGGGACAUUUUUGGUGCGGGGCCAAGAUCACAUCAUUAAGAGGAUUGAGAAACGUAUCGCUGACUUCACAUUCAUACCUGUUGAACAAGGUGAAGGCUUGCAAGUUUUGCAGUAUAGAGAGAGUGAGAAAUACGAGCCUCAUUAUGACUACUUUCACGAUGCUUUCAAUACUAAAAAUGGUGGUCAGCGGAUUGCUACCGUACUGAUGUAUCUGUCAGACGUUGAGAAAGGGGGAGAAACAGUUUUCCCGGCUUCUAAAGUGAACGCUAGUGAGGUUCCUGAUUGGGAUCAGCGAUCCGAAUGCGCUAAACGGGGCCUUUCUGUACGACCACGUAUGGGAGAUGCCUUACUUUUUUGGAGCAUGAAACCAGAUGCGAAGCUUGACCCUACCAGUUUGCAUGGCGCUUGCCCUGUGAUUCAAGGUACGAAAUGGUCUGCUACAAAGUGGUUACAUGUUGAAAAAUACGCAGCACGGUAAACAUCCUUCUAGAAGUCUUCAACAGGAUUACAUGAAUUAUGCGAGCAGUCUUCUGGCAUGAGCAGAGGUGAACUUGCCCAAACUUGCUCAUGGAACAACAGAAUCAGCUUGCGAGUUAUUUACAAGGAGCGAGUGUCCAUGCCUGAAUGCUGGAACACCAGCGUGAUGAGAACGCUUAGGAAUACCAAUUCUUCACUGAUUUUACAAACCACACUAGCUACUACACAUGACAAAUUUCAUGCUUUGACUUGGUUGAUCUGCUUUUGUGUGAGGAUCAGUAUUUUAUAAAUAGGGGAUGGAGCUCUUCAGCUCCUAAUGUGCGAUUUCGAUUUGUCGUCUUCUAUUCGAAUCUUGCUGUUGCAAUUGAGGCUUUGGUAGUGUUGAGAGGUCCCCUUUCCAUUGAGCUUGAAAAUGAAGUCUCCAUGGCAUCCAUGUUUGUGGGAAACAAAGAAAGAAAUGCUAACUUGUUUGCAGCCAGAUUUAUGGAA